Molecule: messenger RNA, 816 nt
Organism: Triplophysa dalaica
Lineage: Eukaryota; Metazoa; Chordata; Actinopteri; Cypriniformes; Nemacheilidae
Product: putative nuclease HARBI1
Exons: 1
Coding region: 1-816 (271 amino acids)
Source: RefSeq, a predicted model, not a curated record
AUGGCAGGUAUUGUCCAUCGCUACCACCGUGUUGGUGGAAGAGGAUACCGUCAAAGGGUGUAUGUUGAGCGUGCACAACCACUGGAGCAAUACACCACUGAAGAACUGUAUGCUCGCUUUCGCUUUGGGAAUGCUGAUAUUAAGUACAUUGCAGACCUUGUCAGGCCAAAACUUCAACGGAGAACCCGAAGGAGCCACAGUCUGUCUGUGGAAGAACAGGUCCUCAUUGCUCUGCGCUUCUAUGCAUCUGGGACUUUCUACCAAGUUGUUGGUGACAAUAUAGGAGUGGACAAAUCAACUGUGAGUGAUGUAGUGAAAGCUGUGUCAAUUGCAUUGGCCAUCCUGGUCAAUCAGUUUGUUUCACUUCCAAAGGAUGUCCAGAUUGCCCAGACCAAGCACAAGUUUUUUCUUUUGGGGAAUAUGCCCAAUACUAUUGGGGUUAUUGACUGCACUCAUGUGCAUAUCCAAGCACCUCAUGAGAGGGAUUGGGAGUACAUCAACCGAAAGGGGAGGCGCAGCAUCAACAUCCAACUUGUGGGCGAUGCUGACCUCAUCAUCACAAACUGUGUCGUGAAGUGGCCUGGGUCUGUUCAUGAUGCACGCAUCCUGAGAGAGAGUGCUUUAUACAGAGAGCUCCAAACCAACCGACCGGAUGGCAUAAUAUUAGGAGACAGUGCCUAUCCACUCCUACCAUGGCUGAUGACUCCUUUUCUUGCAGCAACCACACCUGCGCAGGCACGCUUCAACACUGCUCAUUGCAAAACAAGAUGUGCAAUUGAGCGUUUAAAUGGAGUUCUGAAGAGACGCUUUACAUAA